Molecule: messenger RNA, 1984 nt
Organism: Leptopilina boulardi
Lineage: Eukaryota; Metazoa; Arthropoda; Insecta; Hymenoptera; Figitidae
Product: alpha-N-acetylgalactosaminidase
Exons: 8
Coding region: 387-1721 (444 amino acids)
Biological process (GO): oligosaccharide metabolic process; glycosylceramide catabolic process; glycoside catabolic process
Cellular component (GO): cytoplasm
Molecular function (GO): alpha-galactosidase activity
Source: RefSeq, a predicted model, not a curated record
AUUGUGGGAACAAAGAAACGUGCUAAACAAUUUACGUUUAGAAUUCAAAUCGUUCUCGUAUCGCUUGUAUUUGAUACAUAUAAUACCCACCCACUUGCAAUCACGUUCGUUUUGCUCUAUACUAUAAAUGGAUACAACUCAGAGUAGUUUAUAUAUCUAUCUAUGCUGUGUGUGUAAACGUCUUGUGUGUGUAUGUAUAUAUGAAAGGAAACCGAUCACACACAAUAGGGAGUUCUCUUAUGGCUGUGUGUAAAAAUGAAAUGGGGCAUUGGGUGAAAGUACUCUUGGAACUCGGAGGUCUUAUAUCAGAUCAGUCUGCCAGGAGCAGUUAAGGAUGUGGUUUGUUAUUUUGUUGAGCUCCUGAUGUGAGCCAUUCGAAAAAUAAAAUGCAGUUGACAAGGACGUGGUGUCUACUGUUAGUGGCCAGUUGGACGUUGUUGGCAAUAAUAAGUUUUGUGAAUGCCCUGGAUAAUGGAUUGGCACGAACACCACCAAUGGGGUGGCUCGCUUGGGAAAGGUUUCGCUGCAAUACCGAUUGUAAAAAUGAUCCUGACAAUUGUAUCAGUGAUCGACUUUUUAGAACAAUGGCAGAUAUUGUCGUAUCGGAGGGAUACGCGGAUGCUGGAUACGAAUAUAUUAAUGUAGAUGAUUGUUGGUUGGAAAAGGAUAGGGAUUCAACUGGUCAAUUAGUGCCAGACAGACAAAGAUUUCCAUAUGGAAUGAAGAGUCUGGCAAAUUAUGUGCAUUCGAAAGGAUUGAAAUUUGGAAUUUAUGAGGAUUAUGGAAACUAUACGUGUGCAGGAUAUCCGGGAGUUCUCGGUUACUUGGAGACUGACGCUGCAACAUUCGCAUCCUGGGAUGUUGAUUACGUUAAAUUAGAUGGAUGUUAUGCUCAUCCUAGUGAAAUGGAUAGAGGAUACCCGGAAUUUGGAUUCCAUUUAAAUCGAACUGGAAGGCCAAUGAUUUAUUCCUGCAGUUGGCCUGUUUAUCAAAUUUACGCUGGCAUGCAGCCAGAUUAUAAAGCGAUAAUUCGUCACUGCAAUUUGUGGAGGAAUUUUGAUGAUAUUCAAGAUUCAUGGAAUAGUCUUGAAACAAUUAUUGAUUACUAUGGUAAUAAUCAAGAUGCUAUUGUGCCAAAUGCUGGACCCGGUCAUUGGAACGAUCCUGAUAUGUUAAUUAUUGGAAAUUUUGGUUUAAGUUAUGAGCAAAGUAAAACACAAAUGGCACUAUGGGCAAUACUUGCAGCGCCACUUUUAAUGUCCGUUGAUUUACGAACAAUAAGGCCUGAAUAUAAAUCAAUUUUGCAAAAUAAAAAAAUUAUUGCUGUAGAUCAAGAUCCACUUGGAAUUCAGGGUCGACGAAUUUAUAAGCACAAAGGCAUUGAAAUAUGGGCAAGACCAAUUACACCAGUCGAUCAAUCAUAUUAUUCAUAUGCCAUUGCAUUUUUAAAUAGAAGAACAGACGGAACUCCGUCUGAUGUUUCUGUGACUUUGAAAGAACUCGGUUUGCAAUAUCCCGGUGGCUAUAGAGUCGAGGACUUGUACGAAGACGUUGAUUACGGAAUUCUCACGCCAUUGACAAAAAUUAAAGUCAAAGUUAAUCCGUCAGGAGUUGUAAUUUUAAGAUGUGAUUUGCAAGUUGAUGAUUUAUAUCUUGCCGAUCAAUAUACACCGUACGUGCCUUUAAAUCAAGUUUACAAGGAAAGAAACAGUUUUAAAUAACUUGCCAGUUAAACAAUUAUUAUUAUAGAUUUAUAGCUUCAUUUUUUUUUUUAAAUUUAAUUUUAUUGUUUUUCUACUCGAAAAAAUUAAAAAAAAAAGGAAAAAAGAACUUUUUUUUUUAAAUAAAAAUGUUACCAUGAAUCUUUUUAAGAUAACGUAGAGUACAAUAUUAUAUUUUGUAUGAUGUAUCUUUACGUAUAUGUACAUAUGUGAUACAUAUUAUUUACGAAGUUAUGAAAUUAAAUAAUUAAAAAUACAAGAAA